AUGGCAAAUAAUAAUUCUGAUCGACAAGGUUUGGAACCCAGAGUCAUUAGAACUCUGGGUUCACAAGCGCUUAGCGGUCCUAGCAUAUCUAAUAGAACUUCAAGUUCGGAGGCAAACCCUCAUUUUUCCAAGAACGUGAAGGAAGCAAUGAUCAAGACAGCUUCUCCGACUCCUUUAUCUACACCUAUUUACAGGAUAGCUCAAGCUUGUGACAGGUGUCGAUCUAAGAAAACAAGGUGCGAUGGAAAAAGACCACAGUGUUCGCAGUGUGCUGCUGUCGGAUUUGAAUGCAGAAUAAGCGAUAAAUUACUGAGGAAAGCGUAUCCAAAAGGGUACACAGAAAGCCUGGAAGAAAGAGUACGCGAACUGGAGGCAGAGAAUAAGCGUUUGCUAGCUUUGUGUGAUAUCAAAGAACAGCAAAUAAGCCUUGUUUCACAGUCGCGACCACAGACAUCAACGGAUAAUACCAUAAAUGGCAAUUUCAAACAUGAUUUGAAAGAUGCUCCAUUGAAUCUGUCUUCUACAAAUAUCUAUUUAUUAAAUCAAACGGUUAAUAAGCAGCUACAAAAUGGCAAAAUGGAUGGUGAUAAUAGCGGUUCUGCAAUGAGUCCAUUGGGGGCACCACCUCCACCGCCACACAAAGACCAUCUUUGUGACGGCGUUUCCUGUACAAAUCAUUUACACGUCAAGCCUACUUCUACGAGUUUAAACGAUCCAACCGCUAUAUCUUUUGAACAGGACGAGGCACCUGGUCUUCCUGCGGUAAAGGCAUUAAAAUCAAUGACGACUCAUCAACGUAGCACUCAAUUGGCAACUUUAGUUUCUUUAUCCAUCCCAAGAUCUACUGAAGAAAUUCUGUUUAUUCCUCAGCUUUUAACUAGGAUAAGACAAAUAUUUGGUUUCAACUCAAAGCAAUGUUUGUAUACGGUUUCAUUAUUAUCUUCAUUGAAAAAUAGAUUGCCAGCACCACGGCUUCUAGCACCUUCAACAUCAACCAAGUUAAAGGAGAAAGAUGAAGAUAAAAAACUUGAUGAUGAUUCGGCUUUUGUGAAAAGGUUUCAAAGCACAAACCUCUCCGAGUUUGUCGAUUUGAAAAAGUUUUUAAUUUCUUUGAAAUUUAACAUUAACUCGUUUUCAAAGCAAUCAGAAAAGCCGGCUAAUGAUCAGGAUGAUGAACUACUUUCCCUCACUGAAAUUAAAGAGCUUUUACACCUUUUUUUCAAAUUUUGGUCUAAUCAGGUACCAAUUCUAAACAAUGACCACUUCUUAAUAUAUUUCAACAAUUUUGUUGAAGUCGUGAAGCAUUUAUCUACAGAAAAUUUGGAGACGAAUAACACUACUAAAAGUACAGUCACCACUAAUCAUGAAAUAUUUGCCCUAAAGCUUCUGAUGAUGUUACAAAUGGGGUUACUCGUUAAGAUUAAAAUGGAAAAAAUAAAAUACACUGUACCGAAGAAUCCGAAGGCCAAAUAUGCUAGAUUGAUGGCAUAUUAUCAUCAGCUUUCCCUAAUAAUUCCUAAAAAUCCUUAUUUUUUAAAUAUGUCCACAACUUCAUUACCAUCCUUACAAUUGUUAUCUUUGGCAUCCUUUUAUUAUUUAAACGUGGGUGAUAUUUCGGCAAUCUAUGGGGUAAGAGGCCGUAUUGUUUCUAUGGCACAACAAUUGAGACUUCACAGAUGUCCUAGUGCCGUAUUAAGUGUACACUCUAACCCAGUUCUACAAAAAUUUGAGCAAAGCGAGAGGAGAUUACUGUUUUGGGCAAUUUAUUACGUUGACGUUUUUGCCUCAUUGCAACUUGGUGUUCCUCGUUUACUUAAGGAUUUUGAUAUUGAAUGUGCAUUACCAAUUUCUGAUGUUGAGUAUAAGGAUCAGUUAUCUAUGGAAAAUGAAAAAGCAGAUAAAAAAGCUAAAAAGAUUCAACUGCAAGGUCAAGUUUCAAGCUUUUCAUUGCAGAUAAUCAGAUUUGCGAAAAUAUUAGGUAACAUUCUAGACUCGAUUUUUAAGAGAGGAAUGAUGGAUGAACGUAUAACUUCUGAAGUUGCAUUAGUACAUGAAAACGCACUGGAUAACUGGAGAAAUCAACUUCCCGAAAUGUACUACUUUCAAAUAACUGUAAACGGAACUGUGAAUUUAGACGAGAUUAGAGCAACCAAUCAAAGAAAUACUGAGACCAAAUUUGAUAAGAAAGACAUAAUAUUAUUUGAAAAGAAGAUUCUAUUGCUGUUUUAUUUCUUGGCCAAAUCUAUGAUACAUUUACCGGUUAUUGCAACCAAACCUUUGCCUAAGAAUGUUGAUAAUGCCACAAAGAAGAAACAGUCAAUGUUCAACAACGACUCUAAAGGCGCAACCAACCAGGACCACAUGAUAUUAGAUGUUGAUAUGACUUCUCCUGCUAUAAGGACAUCAUCCUCAUAUAUCAUUUUACAACAAGCUACCAAUGCAACGCUUACGAUUUUCCAGGCCAUUAAUUCCAUGUAUUUACCUUUGCCAUUGAAUGUAUCAAGAACGUUAAUCAGAUUUUCUUUGCUCUGUGCUAGAGGUUCUUUGGAAUAUACCAAAGGUGGUGCGUUAUUCUUAGAUAAUAAAAAUCUUCUCCUCGACACCAUCAAAGAUAUCGAAAACGAUAGGCUUUUGGAUUUACCUGGAAUUGCCUCUUGGCACACGCUGAAACUGUUUGACAUGAGCAUCAACCUGUUGUUGAAAGCACCUAAUGUUAAGGUUGAAAGACUGGAUAAAUUCUUGGAAAAGAAAUUGAAUUACUACAAUAGAUUGAUGGGGUUACCACCGGCCACAACCACAUCCUUAAAACCAUUAUUUGGCUCUCAAUCGAAGAACAGCCUGGAAAAUAGACAAAGAACACCUAAUGUCAAAAGAGAAAACCCAGAACACGAGUAUCUUUAUGGAAACGAUAGUAAUAAUAACAAUAAUUCUGAAGCGGGUCACUCUCCAAUGACAAAUACAACUAAUGGUAAUAAGAGAUUAAAGUAUGAAAAAGAUGCAAAACGAAAUGCAAAAGAUGGCGGUAUAUCCAAGGGGGAGAACGCACAUAAUUUCCAGAAUGAUACCAAAAAAAACAUGUCCACCAGCAAUCUGUUUCCAUUUUCGUUUAGUAAUACAGACCUUACUGCGCUGUUCACCCAUCCUGAAGGACCGAAUUGUACGAAUACUAAUAAUGGCAACGUGGAUGUGUGUAACAGAGCUUCUACAGAUGCCACGGAUGCCAAUAUAGAGAACUUAAGCUUUUUAAAUAUGGCACCAUUCUUACAGACCGGUAACUCCAAUAUAGGUCAAAACACGAUUGAGAAUAAGCCUAUGCACAUGGAUGCGAUAUUCAGUCUACCAAGUAAUUUAGAUCUAAUGAAGGAUAAUAUGGACUCUAAACCGGAACAAUUAGAACCCGUUAUUAAGCAAAACCCUGAGAAUUCAAAAAACAACCAAUUUCAUCAGAAAGGAAAAAGUACGAAUAUGGAAAAGAAUAAUCUCUCUUUCAACAACAAGAGUAACUACAGCCUAACAAAGCUAAUGAGAUUGCUGAACAACGAUAAUUCUUUCUCGAAUAUUAGUAUUAACAACUUUUUAUACCAAAAUGAUCAGAACUCCGCGUCAGCGGAUCCGGGAACAAAUAAAAAAGCCGUUACAAAUGCAGGUGCCAACUUCAAACCACCUUCAACUGGCAGUAAUACCAGCCAAGGCAGUAUCCUUGGAAGUACAAAGCAUGGAAUGGACAACUGUGAUUUCAACGAUUUAGGUAAUUUUAACAAUUUCAUGACAAAUGUCAAUUAUUCUGGGGUCGACUAUGAUUACAUUGUAGAUGCAUCACUUGGGUUGGCUCCUUUAUUAGUGGAUACGCCCGAUAUCUCAAAUACCAACACGACGUCUACUACGUCAAAUCGAAGUAAAAACAGCAUCAUCCUAGAUACGACAUUUAACGAUGACUUGGAUCGGUCACGCAUGAAUGCCAGAGAAGUAUUGAAUCCUACCGACUCAAUUUUAAGUCAAGGGAUGGUAUCCUCCGUAAGUACGAGAAAUACCAGCAAUCAAAGAUCUCUUUCAUCGGGCAAUGAUUCAAAAGGUGACAGUAGUUCUCAAGAGAACUCAAAGAGUGCAACUGGCAACCAGUUGGAUACACCUUCUACACUGUUUCAAAUGAGAAGGACCUCUUCAGGGCCCUCGGCGUCCCACCGUGGUCCAAGACGGCCUCAGAAAAAUCGUUACAAUACAGAUCGAUCAAAAAGUUCUGGUGGCGGAAGUUCCAACACAGAUAAUGUAUCUGAUUUAUUCCAAUGGCAAAACGCCAAAUAA
Saccharomyces cerevisiae S288C is the source of this 4302-nucleotide messenger RNA. RefSeq names its product DNA-binding transcription factor CAT8 (gene CAT8). Bases 1 to 4302 code for a protein of 1433 amino acids. Gene Ontology annotation, biological process: positive regulation of transcription by RNA polymerase II; regulation of DNA-templated transcription; DNA-templated transcription. Gene Ontology annotation, molecular function: DNA-binding transcription factor activity, RNA polymerase II-specific; DNA-binding transcription factor activity; zinc ion binding. The record is from RefSeq and is marked reviewed. The transcript has a single exon. NCBI's taxonomy places the organism in Eukaryota, Fungi, Ascomycota, Saccharomycetes, Saccharomycetales, Saccharomycetaceae. Gene Ontology annotation, cellular component: nucleus.